GUCAGGACGUCCCCCUAGAAGACACCCCCUGGGCGUUCUGUCUUCUGUGCACAUCCUCCAUCUGGGAGCAUCACCAUGGGAAGCGUGAGUAGCCUCAUCUCCGGGCACAGCUUCCACAGCAAACACUGCCGUGCAUCGCAGUACAAGCUGCGCAAAUCGUCCCACCUGAAGAAACUGAACAGGUACUCAGAUGGGCUGCUGAAAUUCGGCUUCUCUCAAGAAAUGGGCCACAACAAGUCCAGCUCCAAGGGCAACAAGAACGAGGACUUCUUCUACAUCAAGGUCAACCAGAAAGCUCACCAGACAGACUACGCACCACUCUCUGGUGGAGAGCUGGGGCGCCAGGCUGGGUCCAGCAGCGUGGACUAUGGCACCCCAACACCACCAAAACUGAAGCCAAUCUCCAACCAGCUGGAACUAGCUACAGACAAGAGUGCCACAAGGCCCACAGCCUUCAAGCCAGUCCUCCCUCGCUCAAACACAGUCCUCCUCUCGUCCCCGGAGCACGGCAGCAGCCAUGCCCCCCAGCCUCUCCAGUCCCAGGACAAAGCCAAGGAUCUGGACGUUAAGCCCGCGCCGUGCUCCGGAGGACUGUCGGACUCAGGAAGGAACUCUAUGUCUAGCCUCCCCACUCACAGCACGGCCAGCAGCUACCAAUUGGACCCUCUUGUCGCUCCCGUAGGGCCCAUCAGCCGGUUUGGGGGCUCGGCCCACAACAUCACCCAGUGCGCUAUCCUGCAGGACAGUAACAUGAUGAGCCUGAAGGCCCUGUCUUUCUCUGAUGGGGGCACCAAGAUCCUCAACCCCAGCAAAGCUCCAUCUGCUAACCCCCAUGGGGCUGAGAAGAAUGCCUGUGUCCGCUCGCCCAUCUCCACAGAGGAGUCGGCGAUCCAGGAGUUGGAGCAGAAGCUGCUGGAGAGGGAAGGGGAGCUGCAAGAGCUCCAGUGCAGUUUCGAGGAGAAGGAGAUCACCUCCUGCCAGAGCUACGAGGAGAAGCAGAGGCGUUGCCGGGACGAGAUGGAAGGGCUGAAGCAGAAGUGCAACAGCAAGCUGAAACAGAAUUCACAGAAGAGCCAGAGGGCUCAGCAGCUUCUGCAGCUCCAGGUGUUCCAGCUGCAGCAGGAGAAGAAGCAGCUUCGGGAGGAGCUGGCAAACCUGAUGAAGGAGCAGGACUUGCUGGAGUCCAAGCUGAGGUCCUACGAGAAAGAAAAGACCAACUAUGCUCCAGCCCUGGAGGAAACGCAGUGGGAGGUUUGUCAGAAGUCUGGCGAAAUCUCUCUCCUGAAGCAGCAGCUGAAGGAAUCUCAGACAGAUCUCAACAGCAAGACCAGCGAGGUCCUCAACCUGAAAGCUCAGCUGAAGGAUAUCCGGGCUAAGAUGGAACUGCUGGAGAUGAAGAUCCAGGAUUUGGAGGACUCGCUGCGGGCCAAGGCCAUGGAGCUGGAGGUAUGUGAGAAUGAGCUCCAACGCAAGAAGAACGAGUCGGAGCUGCUGAGGGAGAAGGUGAACCUGCUGGAGCAGGAGAUUGCAGAGCUCCGAACGGAACUGACGAUCCUCAGGGAGGAGAUGAAGUGUGGGGUGGCCUCUGCUGGCCUGGAGGCUUGUGUGACAGAGGAUGCCCAAGCCCUGUGGAGGGAAGUGGAGAAGCUGAAGGCAGAGCUGCGGGAGGAGCAAGACAACAACCAGCAGAUGACGGUUGGCUUCCAGCAUGAACGGCAGACCUGGAAGGAGGAAAAAGAGAAGGUGAUCCACUACCAGAAGCAGCUACAGCAGAGCUACCUGCACAUGUACAAACGGAACCAGAAUCUGGAGAAGAUGCUCCAGCAGCUGGCUGCAGGAGAAGAUGGCAAAGAGCCCUUUGACCUUGACCUCCAUGGUACUGAUGUCCCUUAUGAGGAUAUCAUUGCCACUGAAAUCUGA
Molecule: messenger RNA, 1920 nt
Organism: Elgaria multicarinata webbii
Lineage: Eukaryota; Metazoa; Chordata; Lepidosauria; Squamata; Anguidae
Gene: LZTS1
Product: leucine zipper tumor suppressor 1
Exons: 3
Coding region: 76-1920 (614 amino acids)
Biological process (GO): regulation of synaptic plasticity; regulation of dendrite morphogenesis
Cellular component (GO): dendritic spine
Source: RefSeq, a predicted model, not a curated record